AGCAAAAAGAGCCGAUGCUAAUAGUAGUAGUAGUAUUGUACCCAACAAACAACUGGAAAUGGCAAUUUAAGCCCUUUCCCAACCCCACCGUUUUGAAAAACCCUUACUCCAACAGAAACAAACAACCGCACAGCGAUUCAUGGAAGACUCACUCACCGGUUACGAAGACGGCUGGUCAGAGGAAGCCACAUUCACACUCAUCGACGCCUGGGGCGAACGCUACGUGAAGCUCAACCGCAGCAACCUCCGUAAGAAGCACUGGAAGGAAAUUGCAAAAGCCGUCAACGACCGUCACAACCACGUUAAGAAGGCGCGACGCACUAACGUUCAGUGUAAAAACCGAAUCGACGCGCUCAAAAAGAAGUACAAGAUCGAGAAAGCUAGGGUUUCUGAAUCCGGCGAUUACGCCGAUUACUGGCCGUUUUUCGAUGUACUUGAUUCCCUAAUUGGAGAUACUUUCCCGGCAAAGAAUCUCUCACCGGUAAUUGUACCUCCCGUAAAGGUUCCGACAUGGACACCUCCUAUGAAGGCUCCGGCAUGGGCAUUAGCACCGGUUGGUCCUCGAUCUCGCAGUCAGAAACGACCGGCUCCAGUGACAACUACAUCGGCAUCGUUGGAGAGCUUGGAGGAAGAGGAGGAGGGAGAGGACUCGUGUUUUCGACGGAAUUUAUCUGCCUUUGCUGCGGCGGUUGCUGAAGCAGCGGAGUCAGAGAUUGAGAGUUCAGAUGGUUUGAUCAAUGAAAGCAAGAAGUUGAAGAGGGGAAUAAAUGAAAUGGAGUUUGGUGGUAUAGAGAAGUUUGGUGAGAUAUAUGAGAGAGUUGAGGAAGAGAAGCAGAGAGAAAUGGUGGAGUUGGAGAAACAGAAGAUGCAAUCUGCAAAGGAUUUGGAAUAUCAGAGCAAAACAACUAAACGUUCCAAAAACAUGAAUGAUCCAUCAGUUCCUUCACAAAGCGAGUUGAAUGCUCAGUCUACCCAAAAAAACGUUAGACGUGCCACAUUGUUGAAAGAGUUCUUAGCACUAAAUCGUAUUGCUGGACAGAGGAUAUCUGUCGAAUUUGAUCAAUCGACUGGAAUGCCGUCAGGGGAAAACAAGACAAAGUUCAAGAGUCAUGUGGCUUUCCUAGGUCGAAGCGAAGUAAGUAUUUUGAUAGAUGAAUGGGAUUCUGUAGAUGAGAACGUGAAGAAUCAGAUUUGGGCAACUAUCCUGAAAAUAUGGGAUAUUCUUAAUUCUGAGUUCUUGAAAAAGAAAUGGAUUUCAUACGCUGGUGAGCGUUGGAGGGCAUUUAAGACUUGUCUGACUAGUAGAUAUAUACAUGGAGAUCUUUGUAACAAAUCUCCUCUUGAGGUCUAUGAUUUUCUUGAUGAGGAAACAUGGCAAGCAUUUAUUCAGAAGCGAAAAGACCCUUCCUUUCUGGAUAAAAGAAAGAAGGCACAAAUGGUUCAGGUUUAUAAUAAAUGUCCCCACAGAUUGUCUCGUGGGGGAUAUGAGUUGCUUAAGAAGAGGAUGAUGCAAGAGAAAUUAAAACAAAGCAAAGAAUCGUCGGUAGAUUUAGUUGCUGCACCUCCAUCUCCACUAUCACGCCAUGAAAUGUGGAAGAGAGCCCGACAAAGGCCGUCAGGUGAUUACACAUCAGAGGAUACACGCAAAAUUGCUGAGAAAAUUGAUUCUUUGGUUGAACAAACAACUCAAGGAACCUUUGUUCCACAAGGGCGUAAAGAUAUCUUGACGGAAGCCAUUGGACAACCUGAGCACCCUGGUCGUGUUCGUGGUGUUGGUCAAGGUGUGGGCAUUCGACAAUACUUUGGACCACAUUCACGUAACUCCACCACACCUGUUCUUAGUAAUGAACAAAUAAAGACCAUGAAAGUUGAGCUCACUCAGCAGAUUAAAGAGCAAUUGAUGCAAGACCUGACAACUAUGGGUUUUUCUAAGCUAUACCCAAAAGUUUCCACUUGUUCUCCUAAUGCUACUGUACAUACGAGCACAAAGGGUAGUUGUUCUGUUGUGACGCCUACAUUAGAGGAGGAUGAUAUCCCAGAACGGUGUGAACUGUAUGUUGAUAAUUUUCUUCAUGUGGUUGCCUAUGGUAAUGCAUACAAGAUAGGGCCCACCAUACAUAAUCAAAUCCUUGAUAAUGAUAUGGUGAAGGUGGUGGUUGAUGAGGUUCUAGAUGCAAAUGUUCAAGUACCUAUGCCCACUGACGAGGUAAAAACUGUUGGGCAGGCCCCCAACAAUUUCAUUCAAUGGCCAAAAAGAUUUAUCCGGAUUGUUUCUGAUAAGGAUGUUGAUGGAUCUAAGAAAGCUGACGUUUCACCCAAAAGGUCGGAACCUCAAUUAGAUUCUGUUCAACAAUUGGUUUUAAAAGCGAUGAAUAUGUCAGGAUCUAUAAGGCUUGAUUUGGAACACGAUGAGACCGAUAUUUUUUGGCUUUCACAGAGAGAUAUUAUAGAGUUAUGUAUGGGUAAACAAGAGUUAUGCAUAACUAUUCUACAAUUGUGGUUGACGUAUCUACAUCGCCUUUGUAUUGAUGUGGGCAAGAAUGACCUGUAUGGAUUCAUUGAUCCAUAUUUCAUAAAGAGUCAACUUGAUCCAACUAAUGCUCAAACAUACUUACAGAAAAAGUUAUUCGAGGAUAAAAGAGAGUGCUAUUUAGCACCUUAUCACAACAAUUGUCAUUGGCAAUUGCUCAUUAUUUGUCCUAGGAAGAAUACUGUAGUCUUCCUCUGUUCGUUAGGAAGAAAACCGGAAAAAGAUAUCAUUCAUAUUGUUGAUUCAGCUUUGGGUGAAUGUAAUAAGCUGCAAGGUAUUAGAAAGAAGCCAAUAUGGUUUGUCCCUGAUUGCCAAAGACAAUCAGAGACUUAUGAGUGUGGUUACUAUAUUAUGAUACAUAUGUUAAAUAUUGUAUCAGCCGGUAUUGUUGAUUCAUGGUUGCGGAUAUUUGGAAAUUUGAAGUCAUUUCAUGACGAUGAACUUAAAAACGUCAGACAAUGCUGUGCAAGUUUGAUUCUUGAGUAUAUUCAAACAAUUGAAAAUGCUUGAUAAUGGAUUGUAAUCAUGAUUGUUGUUUAUUAGUAUAAAUUGUUUAUAUUAGUGUAAUAAAUUAACCGAAUGAUUUUGGUCCUUUAACUUAAUUAUAUUAUUAAUUGUAUGGUUUUGAAUGGAAAAUCACUAAAAGUUCAAUGAUGUUA
Molecule: messenger RNA, 3189 nt
Organism: Cicer arietinum (chickpea)
Lineage: Eukaryota; Viridiplantae; Streptophyta; Magnoliopsida; Fabales; Fabaceae
Biological process (GO): proteolysis
Molecular function (GO): cysteine-type peptidase activity
Source: RefSeq, a predicted model, not a curated record